UAUAAUUAAUUCUUAGUAACUUUUUUUAAUAAAUACCACUCAACGGAUUAAAAGUAAAUUAAUUAAUAAACUUAAUUUUUUUUUUCAAUUAUUUUAGUUUUAAUUCUCUGUUAAGAUUCCUCUCCUGUUCCUGCAAGGAAGAAUUCACUAAUUCAGGAGAGUGGAGACCCCUUUGCUUAUUCCUUGUCCAACCUGAAACUCUUUUUUUAAGUCAUUCUGCAGUGAAUUUUGAGCUUUGUUGAACAUUCAAUCCAAGCAAGCUCAAGUGGGUCAGCUUUUUUUUUUUCUUUCUUUUUUAUUUAACUCAUUAAAAUUCUUGCAUGUUUGAUCUAGGGGUCUGUGUCAGUGACUGACAAACUUUCUCUCUCUUCCACUAUGGAUUGGGUAAUAUCUAUCACGAAAUAAGCCUGGCAUCAAUUAUUUCCUUACCUUUUUCUCUGAUUCCUGCAAGUUUUCAGCUCCAAUAUCAUACCAUAUUGCAAGCAUUUUUCUCAAAUUCUUGUUUGUGUUUUCCCUUUCUUUUCUUUAUCUUCGUCUGAUAAAAAAAAGUUUCCUUUUCUUACUAAAAUGGAUUGGCUUUCUCUUUUGGCUCUACAAUAAAAACCCAAUUGAUUUUUUUUCCCAAAAUUUCUUGGUUUCCAGUCUUGGGUUUUGCAUUGAAAUUGCUCUACAUUUGUCUUUUUGUUUGUUGCAUAAAAGGUCGAAUACCAUUAUCAGUUCCAGACUAGACUGGGUUGUUGAGUAUUUGGUUGUUCCUGUCCAAGCUGUACACCAUUAUUACUACCAUAUUAUUGAAAACAUUUUAUUUAUUUUCUGGGUUGUGUUUAUAAAAUUAAUUUAUUUUCUUAAUAUAAAUUUCUUAAGCUCUAUGAUUAUUGCAUUUUCUUGAUUCAAAACAGAUGGUGCUUGUUCUGUUUUUUUUUUUUUGUCGCUUUUCAUUAAAUUUAAUCACCAUUAUUAGUUUCAUAAGCUUAAGCAUCUUCCAGUCUGAAUCUUGAGCUUUCUACUUCUCUCUUUUGAAUCUUAGGAGAUUAAACCCUUUUUUGGAUACAAAAAAUUGUCAUCUGGGUCUAAAGUGUAAUCCUUUCUUUCCUUCUCUUCUGUUGAAGUCCAUAUCUUUGAUUCCUGGUUUCAAUCUGGGCUCAUGCAAAUUGAAGGUCUCUUAAGAAAUGGCCAAUCUUGUUCCCGGAGUGCUCCUCAAACUUCUGCAACACAUGAAUACAGAUAUAAAAGUUGCUGGUGAGCACAGGUCAUCUUUAUUGCAGGUGGUGAGCAUUGUACCAGCACUAGCAGGAGGUGAGCUAUUUCCUAACCAAGGGUUUUAUCUCAAGGUAUCAGAUUCAUCUCAUGCCACUUAUGUAUCUUUAGCUGAUGAGCAUGAUGAUCUAAUUCUUAGUGAUAAGAUCCAACUGGGUCAAUUUAUUCAUGUCGAAAGGCUUGAAUCAGCCUCACCAGUCCCCAUUCUUAGAGGUGUUAGGCCAGUCCCAGGGAGGCACCCUUGUGUAGGGAGCCCAGAAGAUAUUGUAGCAACUCACUCUCUUGGGUUUCUCAAUAAUAAUGAUGAUUCAAGUUCAGGUUUAAAACAUUUAGAGAAAGUGAACUCACCUAAGAAAGGGUAUUCAGGAAGUAGCAAUAUAGGAGAGAAGGUGAAAUCAUUGGGGGUUAGACUGAAUGGCAAUGCGAAUAAGGAUGAUUUAUCAGAUAGGAAAACCUCUUCUCUGAGCAGGACAAAGUCUCAAUUGUCAAAACCUACACUGAAUUUGGAUUUGAAGAAGGACACUUUGGCAAAAUCGAAAUCUUCAAGUUCAAGGUCGAUUCCUUCCUCUCCAACAAGUUGUUAUUCGCUGCCCACUUCAUUUGAGAAAUUUGCUAAUGGGGUUAACCAGCAGGCGAAGAUUAAGGGGUCAGAUAAGGGAUCUACUAAGUCAGGAGUAGUGGAAAAGUUAAGUUCUGUUCGCGGGGCAAGUCCAACUGCAAAGAGGGUACCAGUUAUUAAGAAUAUAGUUCAAGGGAUUGAGAUGGGUGCUAAAGCAUUAAGGAAGAGUUGGGAAGGGAAUAUGGAGGUGAAGCACAGGGAGAAUUCAAAAUUAAGGGCUUCUAAACACAGUCCGUAUCCUGAAGCUCGGAGUAUUUCUGCUCCUAGAAAAAGCACGUCAACCAAUAGAUUGACAUCUAAAGAGGACAAUAAGACCCAACUAUCGGCCAAAUCAUCUAAAGAGGAGAAUAGAAAUCCGGUAUCUACAAAGAAAGUUGUUGCAAAUGGAAAUUUGGAUGGUCAAGAGAAGUCAAAUAAGCAAAGACCAUCUAUUGGAAAAAAAUCAUCAGGAGAUAAUGAUGGACUUCCAGGAAACCUGGUUAAGUUUUCAAUAAAUAGCAGGAAACUGCCUGAGGGAAGCAUUUCAUGGAGUUCACUACCCUCUUCUGUUGCUAAGCUUGGAAAGGAAGUUAUGAAGCUUAGGGAUGCUGCACAGACAGCAGCAAUAGAGGCUAUGCAAGAGGCUUCUGCUGCAGAGAGCUUACUUCGAUGUUUAAGCAUAUACUCUGAGCUAACUUCCUCUGCUAAAGAAGAUAACCCACAACCUGCUGUGGAGCAGUUCUUGACCCUCCAUGCAAGCUUGAACAAUGCUCGCUUGGUUGCCGACUCUCUGUCUAAAAUUAUUCCGGUUGGUUCAUGUCCAGAUUCUGAUCACAACCCAUCAGAAGAAGUGCUAAAGGUCACAUCAGAUAGACGCAAACAUGCAGCCACUUGGGUCCAAGCUGCAUUGGCCACCAAUCUGUCAUCCUUUUAUGUAUUUAAAAAAGAAACAACUUCAGCUUCCACUCAAGGCCAAAAGACUUCCAGUGGUAAUCAACCCAUAUUAGUCCUUGAAAAUUCUUCAAAGAAUGCAUCAGCAAAAACUCAAGGGAAAACCCGUCCAUCUGUUGGCUCCAAGCUUGUAGCAACCGGAGCUUUUCGCAAAGCAGGGGAUACCUCUGCCAUUAGUCAGAAGAUGCCGCCCCAACCUCCACCUGAGUGGAUCAAAGGAAGUGGCCUUGAUGAGGCUGUGGACUUGGCUGAAAUGUUGCAGAUGGAGUCCCAAGAUUGGUUCCUGGGAUUUGUGGAGAGGUUCUUGGAUGCUGAUGUGGAUUCCUCAACUUUGUCAGAUAAUGGUCAAAUAGCAGGCAUGUUGACUCAGCUGAAGAGUGUGAAUGACUGGUUAGAUGAGAUUGGUUCAAGCAAGGAUGAAGAAGAAACACCCAAUGUUUCAUCAGAGACUAUCGACAGGCUUAGAAAGAAGAUUUAUGAAUAUCUUCUUACGCAUGUUGAAUCUGCUGCCGCUGCAUUAGGCAGUGGAUCACAAUCAUCACCAAGGCUUCAAAGCAUAGACACGAAAACAAAAAGGUGACUUGAUUAAUUUCCACCUUGUCCUUGUGAAAUGCAGCAUUGGUGAUGCAUAUAUGAUAACAAAAUUCUCAUUAUACUUGUGUCCUUAACCAACAAGUGGGCUAAGGACUUGAGAUGUUCUAAUUUAUGUACAUAAAUCCUACAUGGGUUUGAGGUAUAGAUGGUUGUCCUUGUUAACUGUGAAAGAAAGCAUUUAGAUCAUUAGAUGUGAAAUGUAAGGAAUUUUUCUUUCAAAAUAUUCUCCUUGGCAUUUGUUUUCUGAAAUUA
Molecule: messenger RNA, 3652 nt
Organism: Hevea brasiliensis (rubber tree)
Lineage: Eukaryota; Viridiplantae; Streptophyta; Magnoliopsida; Malpighiales; Euphorbiaceae
Exons: 5
Coding region: 1170-3386 (738 amino acids)
Source: RefSeq, a predicted model, not a curated record